UUAUACUAACAACACAAGAAAGAAAGAAAGAAAUUAUUUCUUCAAAUCUGAAUUAAUCGGAUUCUGAUGGGGGUUAAAGCGAGCAAGCUGAUUGGGGUUGGUAAACGGCUAAAACUCGGAGGAGGUGCCGUUAUGACACCAAGAGGUUAUGUUCCUGUUGCCGUUGGAAUAAACCUUAAUGAAUCAAAGCGGUUUAUGGUACAUACAACGGCUCUCUACGAUGCUGAAUUUUUGGAGAUGUUGUCACGAUCCGCCGAAGAAUAUGGAUUUCACAAUCAAGGUAUUUUGAGAAUUCCUUAUGAGACUAAAGCUUUUGAGGAACGUAUGUUUAAUGUCGUCGCUACUUGUGUUGGUGGGAGCAAUCGAGUUAGUCCAAAAAUCAGGGGAUGGGAAUAACGGUCAUUACGCGGUGUGAAAUGAAAGUACAUUAUAUUACUAGUAUUUUUGCGCUACUUAAAAUGAUUCAAUCCGAUCUGUAUUCAGCUAGAUCUGCACUUGGAGAAGAACUUUGUAUAUUAUAAUUUCCUUCUUUAUCCGGGUACAUUAUU
Molecule: messenger RNA, 548 nt
Organism: Solanum stenotomum
Lineage: Eukaryota; Viridiplantae; Streptophyta; Magnoliopsida; Solanales; Solanaceae
Product: auxin-responsive protein SAUR71-like
Exons: 1
Coding region: 67-396 (109 amino acids)
Biological process (GO): response to auxin
Source: RefSeq, a predicted model, not a curated record